GUCAUCCAUUCAUCAUUUGUUAGUUUGCUUUGUUUCAACACAGCGCACACGUGUUUUCUUUUCCAGCGAAAUUGAAUUAAUCACCCCAAACGAAACAAAUAAAUAAAUAAAUAAUGGUCGAAAUUAAUAACGGAAAAAUUGAAGAAAUUGAAAAUCUAUUAAACGACACAAAUCGACCGCUGAAAGAGCGAUUUCGUGCAUUGUUUACGUUGAAAAAUCUUGGCGGUCCAAUUGCAAUUGAAGCCAUUGCAAAAUGUUUUGCAGACGAUUCGGCUCUAUUAAAACAUGAGCUGGCAUACUGUUUGGGUCAAAUGCAAGAUGCUUCGGCCAUUCCACAUUUGGUGAAAGUUAUCGAAGACAAAUCACAAGAGCCAAUGGUGCGACAUGAAGCAGGUGAAGCGUUGGGUGCAAUCGGUCACCCAGAUGUGGUACCAAUACUGGAAACAUAUCGACACGAUCCGGUUGUUGAAGUGGCCGAAACCUGUGAAAUCGCAUUGGAACGUGUAAAAUGGUUGCUUGCGAACAAACAAAAUGUAAAGGACGACAAUCCGUAUGCAUCGGUUGAUCCAUCACCACCAGCUGAAACAAAGGAUAUUGCCAAACUCACCGAAAUCCUUUUGAAUGAAGAUGAAAAACUGUUUGAACGAUAUCGUGCAAUGUUCAGCCUUCGAAACAUUCAGACCGUUGACAGCAUAAAUGCGUUGGGAAAAGGUUUGAAAUGUAAAAGUGCAUUGUUCCGGCAUGAAAUCGCAUUUGUAUUGGGUCAAAUACAAAAUGAAUGCAGUAUUAAAGUUUUAACCGAGAAUUUACAAGAUGCAAACGAAAAUGAAAUGGUACGGCAUGAAUGCGCCGAGGCAUUGGGUGCCAUUGCAACCGAUGAAUGCAUUGAUAUUUUGAACAAACAUUUACACGACGACAAACAAGUGGUGAAAGAGAGUUGCGUCGUUGCAUUGGAUAUGUGCGAGUACGAAAAUAGCCCGGAAUUUCAAUAUGCAAACGCAUUGACCAACGUUCAGUGAUCGAGCUAUGUAGAAGGGAAAACCGUUCGCUGAAUGUGAUAUAUUUUUUUAUUUCAUGUUGUAUGGAUUAAAGUAAAAUUUAUUUAAACUUUA
Contarinia nasturtii (swede midge) is the source of this 1112-nucleotide messenger RNA. RefSeq names its product deoxyhypusine hydroxylase (gene nero). The coding region runs from base 114 to 1019 and encodes 301 amino acids. Lineage: Eukaryota; Metazoa; Arthropoda; Insecta; Diptera; Cecidomyiidae. The record is from RefSeq and is a predicted model, not a curated record. The transcript is spliced from 2 exons. Gene Ontology annotation, molecular function: deoxyhypusine monooxygenase activity. Gene Ontology annotation, biological process: peptidyl-hypusine biosynthetic process.